Molecule: messenger RNA, 736 nt
Organism: Williopsis jadinii
Lineage: Eukaryota; Fungi; Ascomycota; Saccharomycetes; Phaffomycetales; Wickerhamomycetaceae
Gene: CIA2
Product: iron-sulfur cluster assembly protein CIA2
Exons: 1
Coding region: 59-646 (195 amino acids)
Biological process (GO): iron-sulfur cluster assembly
Source: RefSeq, a predicted model, not a curated record
CCCAUCAACAUCAACAUCUUCGUAUUAAUAACAAAACAACUGGCUGAUACUUAGGAAGAUGUCUGAGCCUAUUAAUGCUAACCCUACGGUGCUGGACGUUAACGCCCUUCCGACUCGUGGCGAGGAUCACAAGCAGGAGAAAGCCUUGGACUCACAGGUCCAGGAGUUGUUAUCUCUCGCCAUUGACCAUGGCGUCGACUCAGACGUCCAAUCACAGGCUCCCAGCCUGCUGUCUGACUCUGAAGAGCAGGAGGACCCUAUUGACCCGCAGGAGAUCUUUGACCUGAUAGCGCACAUCUCUGAUCCUGAGCAUCCGUUGACGCUUGGGCAGCUGGCGGUUGUCAACCUCAGUGAUAUCAAAGUGAUUGACUCUGGCAACAGAGAUGAGAUGGGCGAAGUAAUCAUCAAAAUCACGCCAACCAUAACCCACUGUUCGCUGGCUACGCUUAUAGGCCUGGGGAUUAGAGUGAGACUGGACAGGUGCCUUCCUGUGAGGUUCAGAAUCACCAUACUGCUGAAGGAGGGAAGCCAUCAGAGUGAGAACCAAGUAAAUAAGCAGCUGAACGACAAAGAGAGGGUCGCCGCUGCUUGUGAGAACGACCAGCUGCUGAACGUGAUCUCAAAGAUGCUGGCAACCUGUAAAUGAAUCAUCUACACCUUGACCAUCGUUCCAUGUUAUCCGUAGAUUGCUUGCUUGCUGUGCUGUGAAAAAACUCAACAGAACCCCCCCCCCCCC